Messenger RNA from Tyto alba (common barn owl), 1792 nucleotides. It is a transcript of the gene PRKRIP1, whose product is annotated as PRKR interacting protein 1. Gene Ontology annotation, molecular function: protein kinase inhibitor activity; double-stranded RNA binding; protein kinase binding. Bases 38 to 610 code for a protein of 190 amino acids. Gene Ontology annotation, cellular component: nucleolus. The transcript has 6 exons. The record is from RefSeq and is a predicted model, not a curated record. Gene Ontology annotation, biological process: negative regulation of protein kinase activity. NCBI's taxonomy places the organism in Eukaryota, Metazoa, Chordata, Aves, Strigiformes, Tytonidae.
GGCGUGACGUCGACGGCGGCUCGCAGCCCUGCCCGUCAUGGCGGCGCCCUCGGCCCCGCGGCCGCCCCGGCCCCGCAAGGAGCCGCAGCCGCUCGUCAUCCCGCGCAGCGCCGCCGAGGAGCAGCGCCUCCGCCUCGAGCGCCUCAUGAGGAACCCGGAAAAGACUGUACCAAUUCCUGAAAAACUGAAUGAAUGGGCACCACGACCUCCCCCGGAGUUCGUCAGAGAUGUGAUGGGUUCCAGUGCUGGAGCUGGGAGUGGGGAGUUUCAUGUGUACCGGCAUCUUCGUCGGCGGGAGUACCAGAGGCAAGAUUUCAUGGAUGCCAUGGCUGAGAAGCAAAGACUAGAUGAGGAAUUCCAGAAGAAACUGGAGAGGAAUAAGAUGAUUGCAGAAGAACAAACAGCAAAACGCAGAAGGAAGCGCCAGAAGUUAAAAGAGAAGAAACUGCAAGCUAAGAAAAAUAAACUUGAACAAAAGAAGCAGGAAAAAGAACCUGAUCAAUCUCAAGAGCAAGUCAGCAGCGAGGAUGAUGAAGAAGAUGAUAGCAAGGAGGAGGAAGAGAAGGAAGAUGAUGCUGAAGAGCCAAGUUUUGUGAUGGGAAGAGGAUGAGGCCUUUCAGGGACAGCUGGAAACACUGUUCAUUGCUUUAUAUUCAGGAGCAUGAAAGUCUUUCAUCACAGCCAAGCAGAACCCAUUGGCGUAUGUUAUAUCUGCUUAACGGUGAAUGACCUUCACGUCACAGGCUCAAGAGAUAUUGAUAGAGAAAUGCCAAAUAAGAGAUUUUUUUCUUAAUUGCUUGUAUAACUGCUGUGCAGUCUGCUCUAAGUUUGCUCUAACGAGUCAGCCAUUAAGUCUCUGUGACCCUAGACUUCUUUCUAACAUGGCCCAGAGUGUUUUUCUGUCCGAAAGCUAAAACAUAUCCAUUACCAUUUAAGGAAAAUAUUACUGUGAGGGCUACGUAUUCUACUUAUGUCGAAGCUGGUAGCAGUGGGAUACAUGAAUCUAAGGGAAGAGUUUAACCUAAAGUAUAAAAGUGGUCUGUAGCCAGACUCUCCUGCACUGUGAGUGUUCUGAAUUUGGGGUUUUGUAUGGGGUCAUCUUUAACCCAAAGAAAUCAGUUUAUGUUGCUAGACAAGUUCUAUAGAUUUUUAAGCAGGAUCCCUUUUAUAUUGCUAAAACUUUCCCUAUUACUUUUCUUCCGUGUUUUUUAAAUGAAUAAAGGGGAUGUGUUGGUUUGUUCUGUCUUCUUUUUUUUUUUUUUGAAAAGGAUUUCAGUAAAAUAGAGAUGCUUGCAAUGCUGCAGGGAGGGACAAAAAGACUAAGUUAUGUGGCACACGUGAAAAUACAGGAGAAGGUGUUAGCUGCAUGUCAUUUACUUUUUGCUUCUGGAUUGGAACAGUAUCUUUUUGAAAAGAUUAUAUCUGUAAAGCCUCCAAAUCCUGUGGCAGAAAGGCUUGGAAUGGAAUGGUUUUGCUUGUGUUCAGCUUCAUGUAAUGACACUUGCCUUUCUCUCUGCUUCAGCUCUCUGCUUUGACCUUUGGGUUCCCUAGUAGGAAUCAUAACCUCUGUAUAUAUAUAUUUACUGUUGGCGCUUAAAUGAAAAGCAGUGGUUUUAUUUGCAACUUAGGUUAUUGUCUUUUCACUGUAUCUUUAAUUAGAAGUGCCUGCUAUCUUUCAGACAUGCUCAUCCCAGGACCUUGGCAUCCAGAACGUGGUGCUACUUCUUUUCAAGCCUUUGUUAAUGCCAAAUUAUUUAAAGCUAAAAUAAUAAAAAGGGAGAAUCUCUUUUUA